GUCUUAAUGUUAUUCGAGUGACAACCUUAGGUAAAAUGACAGGAGGUUCAGAGGCUUGACACUAACCAUGACUAAAGGUCAUCACUAUGGUGUACCCGCCGGGGUAAAAUACUGCAUAAUGGCUGUGAGCCGGUGACUAUUCAAAAUUAUAGAGUUGCUGUUAACAAGAUAUUCAGGCAUUUUCCUCACGGGUGUACUGGCAUGUGGCUUUAUUCGAUAAAGUAGUAAUGUCACGGUAGAUAUAACAUAAGCGCAGGUUCAAGAUUGUACUGAAGUCAUGAGUUGGGAUCUUGAAAGCAAUAUAUAUGGUUGAAAUGCAUUAAAGACUUACGUGCAUUGUUGCUGUGCACUGAAUAUAUGGUUGAGCAUUGCUUCUAUAUAUUAAUAGAUAGACAGAUAUGAUCAAAUUUAUGACAGUGGAGAAUUAGCAAUGUCGAUGAAAUCUAUUCCAUUUUUCAGAUUUGUAUUUAUCAUCCUAUCUAUACUACUUUCGACCCAAUGUUCUGACACACUAUCAUCUACAUUUGAUGGCGAAGUAACAGAAACAUUCAUUGUUCAUGUUUCUAAACUAGAAAAGCCGUCCGUUUUUCCGUCUCACCAUGAUUGGUAUACCUCAACUCUUCAAUCUAUUCCUGCACAUCUUUCUCCGUCUGAUCCAAGCGAAAUUAUAAUUUACACAUACAAAAAUGCUUUUCAGGGUUUUGCUGCUAGACUCACUCCAUCUCAAGCAUCACAUCUUCGUCUUCAAUCAGGAUUCCUUGCAAUCCUCCCUCAAGAAAUUCACCAACUCCAUACUACUCUUACUCCUCAGUUUCUUGGUCUCAAUGAUAAUUCUGGUCUUUGGCCUAAUUCAGAAUAUGCUGAUGACGUCAUUAUUGGAGUUCUUGAUACCGGAAUCUGGCCGGAAAGUCAGAGUUUCAACGACACAAGUAUACAAAAUCCUGUACCGAAGAGAUGGAAAGGUAUUUGUGAGCCUGGCCGUGAUUUUCUUAGUACAUCGUGUAGCAAAAAGAUAAUCGGUGCUCGAGUUUAUUACAAGGGAAUUGAAGAAAAGCUUAGACGUAAGCUUAACGAGACCAAAGACUCGAAAUCACCAAGAGAUACAAAUGGACAUGGUACACAUACGGCAUCAACCGCAGCUGGAUCAGUCGUUAAGAAUGCCGGAUUGUUUGAAUAUGGUGUUGGAGAAGCAAAAGGAAUGGCUACCAAGGCAAGAAUUGCUUCUUACAAGAUAUGCUGGACCGAAGGCGGAUGUGCUGCUGCAGAUAUUCUUGCCGCAAUAGAUCAGGCUGUGGAAGAUGGAGUUGAUAUUAUUUCUUUGUCUGUCGGUCCCCGUAGGGCGCGUCCGUAUGACAAACAUUCAACUGCCAUUGGGGCAUUCGGUGCUAUGAUGAAAGGAGUUCUAGUUAUUGCCUCUGCAGGAAAUUCAGGGCUAUCUGGUCCUUCCACAGUUGCUAAUUCUGCGCCAUGGAUUUUUACCGUUGGAGCAUCUACCAUUGACAGAGAAUUUCCAUGUAAUGUGAUUUUAGGAGACGGGAGAAUUGUCAAUGGUGUAUCAUUAUAUUCUGGCAAGCCACUGGAGAAACCCAAUAUAGAUCUAGUUUAUGCUAGUAGUAUUGGUAGCAUAUUUUGCAAGGAAGGGGAGCUCAAUUCCACUGCGGCCGCGGGAAAGAUUGUUCUUUGCGAUGGUGGUGGUGGAAUUGGAAUAGCUGAGAAAGGAAAUGCAGUCAAAAUGGCCGGUGGUGUGGGUGUAAUUAUUGCAAAUUCAUUGGCUCACGGAGAAGAACUGUCUGCUGAUGCACAUCUGAUUCCGGGAACAACAGUGACUUUCAGGAGUGGUGUUGUGAUUCUAAGGUACAUUGUAACGCAGAAAAACCCAACAGCGACGUUGGAAUUCAAAGGAACAAUUAUUGGAUCCUCUCCUUCAGCUCCUAAAAUUGCCGCAUUUUCUAGCCGUGGCCCUAACGCUAUUACUCUCGAGAUUCUCAAACCCGACGUGAUUGCACCCGGUGUUAAUAUCUUGGCCGCAUGGACUGGUGCUGUCGGUCCGACAGAUCUUGAAGUUGAUAAAAGACGCGUGGAGUUCAACAUAAUAUCCGGUACUUCCAUGUCAUGCCCACAUGUGAGCGGACUGGCCGCGAUGCUUCGAAAGGCUUAUCCUAACUGGUCACCAGCUGCAAUUAAGUCUGCUCUUAUGACUACUAGCUAUAAUUUAGACAAUGCAGGAAAAAUAUUUACUGAUCUGUCAACAGGAAGAGAUUCAACACCGUUCCAACAUGGUGCUGGACAUGUUGACCCCAACAAAUCCUUAAACCCCGGUUUGGUAUACGACAUCCAGCCAAGUGAUUACGAGGCAUUCCUUUGCUCUAUUGGGUACAACCAGACACAAAUUUCGCUCUUUAUCCAUGAUAAGAUAGUUGACUGCAGGUCACAUACGUUAGUUACUGGUCCCGGGGAUCUGAAUUACCCGUCAUUCUCUGUUGUUUUUAAACCACCAAAUUCAGUUGUCAAGCACAAGAGAGUGGUUACAAAUGUUGGAAAACCAGGAGAUGCAACUUACAGAGUAAAGGUUAAGAGUCCAUUAUCGGCUGAAAUCAGUGUUUCCCCGAGCGUGCUAAUGUUCACCAUGAGUAACCAAAGUUUGUCUUAUGAAAUUACAUUCACAAGCUUGAGUAAUCCGGAGAAAAACUCUAACAUUACUAAAAACGAGUUUGGGUCAAUUGAAUGGACAGACAGUGUACACGUCGUGAGGAGUCCCAUUGCUUUAAUCUGGCUACCCAGCUUGUAAUAAUUCUUGUACUACUUUUUUUUUUUGAAGCAUGCU
This is a messenger RNA of Papaver somniferum (opium poppy), 2824 nucleotides long. Its product is annotated as subtilisin-like protease SBT1.4. The coding region runs from base 431 to 2788 and encodes 785 amino acids. Gene Ontology annotation, molecular function: serine-type endopeptidase activity. Gene Ontology annotation, biological process: proteolysis. Lineage: Eukaryota; Viridiplantae; Streptophyta; Magnoliopsida; Ranunculales; Papaveraceae. The transcript has a single exon. The record is from RefSeq and is a predicted model, not a curated record.